CACGUCAAGGAGCAAAUCUCCACACGCGCUCUGCUCCGGCCCUGGUAGUGAAAGUCUGUUGUGUUUUUAUUCGCGGUAAAAGAUGGAAAAACGGAUGAAACGAACAAGAGAAGACGAAGAGUGUGUGCUUGAUGUGAAACAGGUUUUUGAUGGAGAUUUCAGGCGCUGGGAUGUAGAAGAGACUGCCGCUUAUCUGCGGAGAGAAGGACUCGGCGAAUGGGAGAAUAUUUUCAGAGAACAGAAAAUAACAGGUCCUGUUCUACCGUACCUUACAGAGCUGCAUUUGGAGAAGAUGGGUAUUUUUCCUCUGGGAUCUUGUUUGCGAGUUCUCCACUGCUUACAGAGACUCUGGCAAAUCUCAUCUGAUGCCAUGAAGGUUUUCAAUGACCCGAUACAUGGCCAUAUUGAGUUGCAUACUUUGUUGGUCCAAAUCAUAGACACGCCUCAAUUCCAGAGACUUCGCCACAUUAAACAGCUUGGAGGGACUUACCUGGUCUUCCCUGGGGCUUCCCACAACCGCUUUGAGCAUUCCAUUGGAGUGGGAUAUCUGGCCGGGUGUUUAGUCCAGGCUCUCAGUGAGAGACAGCCAGAGCUCCUCAUCUCAAAGCAAGACAUUCUCUGUGUGCAGAUUGCUGGCUUGUGCCAUGACCUGGGUCAUGGCCCCUUCUCUCAUAUGUUUGAUGGUAUGUUCAUCCCUAAAGUUCGACCCAGUGAGAAGUGGAAGCAUGAGAUGGCCUCAGUUGAAAUGUUUGACCACCUGGUGAAGGUGAACGGCCUGGAGGUGGUGAUGGUACAGCAUGGCUUGACCCUCCCAGAUGACCUUAUUUUCAUUAAGGAACAGAUCGCUGGGCCUCUACAUCCCCCCGUUCUAGACUGUACGUGGCCAUAUAAGGGCCGGCCAAAGGACAAAUCCUUCCUCUAUGAAAUAGUGGCCAAUAAAAGAAAUGGCAUCGAUGUCGACAAAUGGGAUUAUUUUGCUCGAGACUGUUAUCAUCUGGGAAUUCAGAACAAUUUUGACUAUCAGCGUUUCCUCAAGUUUGCACGAGUGUGUGAAGUUCGAGGAAAGAAACACAUUUGCACCAGAGACAAGGAAGUUGGUAAUCUCUAUGACAUGUUUCACACCCGUAACUGCCUCCAUCGACGAGCAUAUCAGCACAAAGUUGGCAACAUCAUUGAGAUCAUGAUUACAGAAGCCUUCGUAAAGGCUGAUCCUCAUAUCUGCAUCCAGGGUUCCUCUGGCAAGAUAUUCACAAUCUCUUCAGCAAUAGAAGACAUGGAGGCCUACACCAAACUCACCGAUUAUAUUUUUGAACAGAUUCUGUACUCGUCCUCGCCGGAGCUGUCUGAUGCUCGAGCCAUCUUACAAAACAUCGUCUGUAGACGUCUGUAUAAAUGUGUAGGUCAGACCAUACCAGAGACACAUGUGGACAUAUCACAGGAUAAACUGUGUGAAUGGGAAAAUGAAGUGGCCAGUUCCAAACCCAGUGGCAUCGAUGGUGACCUCAGGGCUGAGGACUUUGUAGUUAGUGUCAUUCACAUGGAUUAUGGAAUGAAGGAGAAAAAUCCCAUGAACAAUGUUCAUUUCUACUGCAAGAAUGACCCCACCAAAGCCAUCAAGAUUCGCAAAAAACAGGUGUCAAAAAUCCUGCCGGAGCACUUUGCCGAACAGCUCAUUAGGGUUUACUGUAAGAGGACAGAUGACAAGAGCCUUGAAGCUGCGAAGAAGUACUUUGUCAAGUGGUGCAUGGACAAGAACUUUACUAAACCACAGGAUGGAGAUAUAAUCGCACCAGAGCUCACCCCACUCAAACGGGACUGGCACACCCGGGAACAAGACAAUGAUGGCAGUGAGGAAGAUGAAGACAAGUAUCCAGGAAUUAGAAAUGAAACACCCAGAAAAACUGAACGUCACGUAAAAGUUAACCUUUUUCAGGCUAAGGGAGAAGAUAUUACUCUCUGACCAGCAUUACUGGCCAUGGGAAGUUGUUUAUUUCUUGACAUCUCCGAAUGAACAGUGUGUUGUAUUCACAGCUUUUUAUGUUUAUAGUUAUAGUUAUUGUCUUUUUUUUUUUAAAUCAGUGUUUUAAUGCAACUCAUUAAAACACUGAGACGCUUCAUCAGUCUGUCUAGAAUGAUUAUUUGUCUCUUACCCUUUGUUUUUUUUUAUUAGUUAAAUGGUGAUAUUUAACGAUAUCGCAUUAUCGUUAAAUAGCGAAGCUAGUGCGAUGCAUUUUGACACUUAUUUAAAACAUACUUAUUACUCAUUACAUUUUGUUAUCAAGGACUGUUACGUUUUCUUUUGUCGACUAUAGUAGAGUGACUCUGCUCACUAUGUGCGAAGACUAAAGCAUCUGCUACACUCUGGUUCUCAAAAGUUUCAAUGUGUAUGACAUUCAAUAUGACAUUUAAUCAGGACAUAAAAUCUAGAGGACUUCAUUGUAAUCACAUCUGUAUAUCAGCAAGCACAUUUUAGUUUUCAUAUUUGCAGUACUGUUUUUAUAACAGUAUUGGUUUGUGCUGUUGUGGCCCCUUGUGCUCAGGGAUUUACUUUGUUUUAAAUGACCAGGGAAUACAUUUGAAGGAAGCCCAAUGUCUACCUGAGGGUUAAAUGCUUUUCAGUAAUGUUUCAUUCUAUUAUGAAAUAUUAAAAUUGUGUCUCAGUCGCAUGACAAUCACAUCAGGUCAAAAUGGUUCCAAAUAUGGUAAAAUUAUGGUGUUUUUCCCCCCCACCAUAUAGGAUGUUAGUUACAGCAUCAUAUUAACUUUAGUUCUAUUGACAUUUAUAUCUAACUUUGACUUUCUAAAGUGUAGUUUGUGUGGAUUUAUGUUGUGUAUUUGGCCAAGACCGAAUUUCUACUCUGAGAUAUUAAUUCUAAUGCAAAUUAAAAUGUUAAUUCCCCAAUCAUAAAUAUUGAACCAGUGCCUUUAGUCAAGUGAUUUCUAAUGUAAAAAAUUUAACUGAAGGCAGGUUUAAGCCGACGACAGUCCUUUUCAACUAAUCCAGCAAGAGCAGCAAGCUCUUGUAUAUCAAAGCUUUACCAAACACAUGCUGCUUCCACAAAUGUGAUAUAGUGAAGCUGAUAGAGGGAUAGAGAUUUUUUUUAAGAGGGUGAUGGUUUGCAACUUUGUUGUACAAAAUUACCACAUGUGUUUGUUCUAAAGAACACCAUUAUGAUAUGUAUUAAAGGUGCAAUCAGGUUUUGAUUAUUAAAAGACACCAAAAGACAUGAAUAGUAUUUUUUUUUUUUUUAAAUAUGUUCUCAUUUCUGAAAUUGUGCAAUUGUUAUUUCAUGUCCUUGCUGCUUUUCCUUGUUCCUUACUCCACCCUCAUAGGAAAGGAUGGAAGGAAAGUAAAAGAGGAUAGAGGAAUCCAAGCAAGACUGAUUUGCAAAAUGAAAUGUACUCACACGUCACUUUAGAGCAUUGGUUUUCAAACUGGGGUUCGAGGUCCCCUAGGGGGUCUGUGAGUGUUCUUAAACUUAAGUAGAAAAAAGGUAUGCUGUCAACAUACAACAAAUUUUGCUAAAUUAUUCCAGAUAAUAGGGAUGCACUGAAAUAAAAAUAAAUUUGGCUGACACAAUACAGAGUUUAACAAAAAAACUUGAGGCUGAACUGUUUUACAUCUUUAAGCUUUCAAUAUGUACA
This is a messenger RNA of Xyrauchen texanus (razorback sucker), 3645 nucleotides long. It is a transcript of the gene samhd1a, whose product is annotated as SAM domain and HD domain 1. Gene Ontology annotation, molecular function: dGTPase activity; protein binding. Gene Ontology annotation, cellular component: nucleus. The record is from RefSeq and is a predicted model, not a curated record. The transcript is spliced from 16 exons. Lineage: Eukaryota; Metazoa; Chordata; Actinopteri; Cypriniformes; Catostomidae. Gene Ontology annotation, biological process: regulation of innate immune response; dGTP catabolic process; defense response to virus. The coding region runs from base 83 to 1960 and encodes 625 amino acids.